This is a messenger RNA of Daphnia magna, 4449 nucleotides long. RefSeq names its product ATPase family AAA domain-containing protein 2. The transcript is spliced from 16 exons. Gene Ontology annotation, cellular component: nucleus. Bases 171 to 4217 code for a protein of 1348 amino acids. The record is from RefSeq and is a predicted model, not a curated record. Gene Ontology annotation, molecular function: ATP binding; histone binding; ATP hydrolysis activity. Gene Ontology annotation, biological process: positive regulation of transcription by RNA polymerase II. NCBI's taxonomy places the organism in Eukaryota, Metazoa, Arthropoda, Branchiopoda, Diplostraca, Daphniidae.
UCAGAACAAGCUUCGUACCCUACACCAAACUCCUUACCUUGUGUAUUGAAAAACAGCUUUUGAGAGCUUUUGUUGUAAACGAAUUGGCGGUUUAUUACGAUUAACCCCACUAAGCGUGUCAAUAACGACUUGUCAUAACAAGUGCCACUUUUUGUUAAGGUUACUUCAAAAUGCUUACUCGCGGUAAGGUCCACAAUAUUUCGGACGGAGCAAACUACCAAGACUGUGAAGACAAAGAGGAUGAUAAAGAAGAAUUGAACGACGACAAUUCUUCUGAAAAAAAUUCUUACUCUAGCAAGGAUAGGCCAAGUGAACGCAGAGAAUCAUUUCGUUCCAGUUCUGCUCAUCGAGUGAAACGCACCCCUUCUGCAGAUUGUGCAAACCGAACACCCAUUUUGAAAAAUCAACAUUCUUCAAGAUCAUCUUCUAGAAGAGGCUGUUUUAUAACAGAUGUGUCUUCAGAGGAUACUCCUUUGUCAAAACGUCAAAUGUUAAAUGCAGAAACCAAAAAAAAACGAUUGAUUCUGGUCAAUACAGUGGAAGCCUUGCAAGAAGCAGAAGCAGAAGCCAAACUUAACAGUACAGAAGAAAGCCAUGAUGAAGAUAUAAAUAUUGGAGGUCAAAGAAAAUACUCUGUUGGAGAAAGUGAAGCAGAAAAACAAGAUGAUGGUCAUGAUGGUGUACGCAGGAGCCAGAGAGCAAAGAGACAAAUCUAUGCCAAUUACAAUGACAGUUGGAUUUUUACGGAAAGAACUGUCAAGGGGUACCCUGCAAUCAAGGAAGAGGACAACACCAAAGAAGGAAACAGACGGAGGUCGAAGCGCCGUAAUCUUGUUGAAAAACCUGAAGAGGACGAGGAAGGAGAUGAUGACAUUGAAGAUGAAGAGAAUGAAAGUAGAGAUGCUCGACAAAUAAAUAUGGGACGUGGAAAAUCUAUGAAUACAUCACGUAACAAAGGAAAGAAGAAAAGUAAUGCAUCACGUUACGCAACGUCCGACAACCAGGACAUGUAUACAGAAAUCAAGAAUAGGCGCCUUCGGUCUUCUGGAACGUCGUCUAGGCCUAAUUAUUCUGGUUACAGCUCAACGGUUAUAAACGCCAAGAAAACCCCGGCCAGGAUCAAACGGCAUCGUCGUCCACAAUAUGCUUCCUCUGAUGAAUCUGAAACAAAAACCGAGACUGAAAGCCCAAGUGAAGACGAACAGGAAGAACCUCCCAAAGGGAAACGUAGGGAAGAAAUGUCAGAUCACAGCCGAGAUCCGGAUAAUGAAGAAGCUGACGUACCCGUUCCCGCUGUAGAUGGUGAAAGAGUUAAAGGGAAAUAUACUUUACGCAAGAUUCAACCCAUUGAUAGAUAUUGUCCAGUAAAUCAGAAGUCACGAAACGGAUCGCCCUCAAGGUCGCAUUCAACUCGCCACACCUUACGCAUGGCGUGCAGUCCCGCUCAUCGGGCUCAGAGGAAGCGUCGCCAAAAAGCGCAGAACGACAGUACUACCAGCGACAGCAGCAGUAGCGAUGAGGAACGCUUCGAACGGAGGAAAAACAAAAGCAUGUCAAAAGCCAGAAAUAGAUGCCUACCGAUGAAUUUCUCACCAGACGAUUUAAUGACUGGCGUAGUUAAAGAUCGUAUGAAAAUCGGGUCGAGUUUAGCUGAUGUAGAUCCAAUGAAGGUCGAUCGAGAAGUGACUUUUGAACAAGUUGGUGGGUUAGAAACCUACGUACGCAGCCUGAAAGAGAUGGUCCUUUUCCCUCUGCUCUACCCUGAAGUUUUCGAGAAAUACUCCAUCCAGCCCCCGAGAGGUGUCCUCUUUUAUGGACCUCCCGGGACUGGUAAAACGCUGGUAGCGCGUUGUUUAGCCAACGAGUGCAGCCAAAAUGAUAGAAGGGUAGCAUUCUUUAUGAGAAAAGGUGCCGACUGCCUCAGCAAAUGGGUUGGUGAGAGUGAACGCCAGUUGCGUCUGCUCUUUGAUCAGGCUUAUCAAAUGCGUCCCUCCAUAAUUUUCUUCGAUGAAAUCGACGGUCUCGCACCUGUUCGCUCUACCCGCCAAGAUCAAAUUCAUUCGAGCAUUGUAUCUACCCUUUUGGCUCUAAUGGACGGCCUCGACUCCCGCGGAGAAGUUAUUAUUAUCGGCGCUACAAAUAGGUUGGAUGCCAUCGAUCCUGCGCUUCGAAGACCUGGAAGGUUCGACCGCGAGUUUCAUUUUCCUUUACCUUCUCUACCCGCUAGAAAGGAAAUUCUAGACAUCCACCUAAAGACAUGGACUCCGGCUCCAGCUCCUAGUCUCGUACAGUACUUAUCACAGAGAACUGUCGGAUAUUGCGGAGCCGAUCUCAAAUCCCUGUGUGCCGAAGCAGCGCUAUUGGCACUUCGUCGACGCUAUCCCCAAGUUUACAAUUCUAGAGACAAACUGCUGUUAGAUUUGUCGCAAAUCAACGUAGAGCGUAGAGAUUUCGAACAGGCAGUGCAAAGAUUAGUGCCCGCCUCUCAGCGCAGUGCAACAGCAUCGGGUAAGCCACUCUCAUCAGUUAUGUCUCCGUUGCUGGACAAUCUUCUUCAACAGCUCAUCAAGACAACCCAGCUGUUGUUCCCCGAAGGAAUAGCCACUCUCAAGCUGAAAGGCCCGUUGAGCGGAAUCAAGAAGCAAACGAGUAACCAGAUUUUUCCGCGAUUACUUAUUCUUGGCGAUUGUUGUUCCCACAUCACGUCCGCCUUGCUUCACUACAUGGAACGUUUACCUGUGCAUAGGCUCGAUUUGUCGACUCUUCAUGGAUUGUCUGCCCGUUCCCCUGAAGAGGCUUGUGUUCAACUAUUUCAAGAGGCCCGACGGAAUGUUCCCGCUAUUAUUUAUUUACCCCUUGUUAGUCGCUGGUGGUUAGCUGUAGGCGAAACAGUCCGAGCCACAUUUUUAACUCAGCUCAGCGAGUUAGAUCCUGAAUUGCCCAUUUUUCUUCUUGUAACCAAUGAUACGGAAAUAGAUGGUUUACCCGAGGAUCUGAGCGAACUCUUCCACGAAGAAGAUGAAGAAAUCUUUAACACGAAACCAUUUACCGUGGAAGAGCGAAAGAAAUUCUUCCGUCCUUUGAUUCUGCAGAAAUGUUUGAAACCUCCCUUGAAGAAGAAAACUCCCAAAUCGAAAUUAGAAGUAUUGCCUUUAGCCCCGGCUCCUCCACCGCGACAGUUGAACGAAAAGGAGAAGGAACAAUUGGAGCGGAAAGAGGAAGCAACUCUGCGUGAAUUGCGCAUCUUCCUCCGCGAAAUCUUGGCGAAGAUGGCCCGCAACAAACUCUUUUACAUGUUUACCCGUCCUGUUGACAUCAACGAAGUCCCAGAUUAUUUACAAGUCAUACAAAAACCCAUGGAUCUUGAAACUAUGAUGACCAAGAUUGACCAACAUGCUUACGAGUCGGCUAAGGAUUUCUUGACCGACAUUGAACAGAUUUGUGCCAACGCUUUAGAAUACAAUCCCGACAAAAACCCCGAAGACAAAAUGAUCCGGCACCGUGCGUGCACUCUGCGAGACACAGCAUAUGCUUUAAUUAAGGCUGAGAUGGACACUGAUUUUGAAGAGCAGUGCCAAGAAAUUUCCAGGAUCCGUAAAAUCCGCAAAAAUAAAAUAGCGCCAAUCGCCGCUCCGUUGCCGUUACCCGAACCGGUCAUGCCGAACAUUACGUCGUCACUUGACAACAAGGGCAAUGGGGAAGCUUCCAAAUUGGAAAUUAAAGUUGCUAAGGCUAAAAAUAAGAAAAGUUGUUGGUCUCACGGGAUCAUUAAAAGUGCGGCAAAGAAACGGAAAGCGGAGGUCGAAAACGAAAGUCUGCUUAGUAACGAUUCCUUGAUCGGUGUUCCGGAAAAGAUACAGGAAAAUGGCGUUGAUGGCGACGUCCAAGAAGCGUCUGACUGUGAUGGCCCGCCGGAUUUGGUCGAGGAUGCCACACAGAAUGAUUCACAAGCCAGUGACGCCUUCGAUAGCCAACCCGAAAUAGAAUCUGAGGCCGUGGUGCCUCCAGCAACAGUUUCGAAGAAGUCGGUAAUCAUCAACGUCGAUGAUCUUGAAUCCUUGCUAGACGCGAUAGCCACCAAAACGGAAAACUGGAACUUGGAGAAACUGUUGCGACUGUAUUCGAAGCUGUCAAAAUUAAUUGAUCGGUACAUGAAACUCUGGGAUCGAAAGCCACUGAUUGAGGAAAUGAAACAAUUGCUGAGCACCUGUAGAUGAAGCUACAACCAGCAGAGAUAGUCACGUUACGCGGGCGGAUGAAAUGAAAUGGCGUCCCUAAAAAUUUUUACUUAUCUUUUGACCUCAGGGAAUUUCUGGGGCUGAGUUGAGUCGUAUCGCCCGGAUGCCAAAGGCAAAUUUUGGUAGUCGUCGUCCCGUCGCCAAACAUUACUAUGAAAUUUUAUUAUAAUUCUCCCUCAUGGCCUUCGAUUUUCGCAAGAUUUUUUUUUUU